AUAUUUUCAAAUUUUAAGUAUUUUAAUAAAAUACAGUCUCAAGCAAUUGACAUUCUUUUGUAUACAGGUACUUAUUUAUUUUAUUAUCAUAAAUUAUUUUAGUUAAUAGUUUAACAUACACAGCCUAGUGGUGUAUCAAGCUUUUUGUCGCCCUUAGGCUAAUUUUUUUUGGCUGCUCCCUCUAGUACAGUGGUUCCCAGUUUUGUGUUUUAUACAUGAUUCUCUAACUCAAUUAUCUAUUUUUCCACAGAACAUUUUAAUUUGCUGAUUUAUCCGACACUUAUAAUACUAAUACAUUUAAUAUAAGUGUAUUAUUAUAUAAAUAUAUUAGACAUUUAAAGUUAUUCUUAUUUAGAUGUUUCAAAAUUAUAAAAUACAUAAAAAUUAAAAUAUACAUAUUCUAAAAAAAUUAUAUACAAUAUUUUUACAGAAAUAUAUUUAUGGAUUUUUUUUCACCAAAUGUUUUCAUUUCAUCUUUGAAUUCCAGUUCUAUCGUUAAUUCAUUCUCAAUCCAUAAUAUUGCUAACGUGUUCAAUCAUUCUUGGCUCAUUGUCAAUCUUUCGUAAUUUUUUAUUUUUUUUUUAUGAAAAUAAUCUUUCUGCAGAAUUAUGUGUGACUAGAGUACAAAUAAAUAUUCUUAGAAUAAUUUCCAUGUUUGAAUAAAUUGUUUUAAGGUCAUUUUCAUGAAUAAAUAUUUUUAAGUUUUUAAGUUAAGUGAUUUUCUGUACACAAUUUAUCAAACAAAUGUUCCAAUUUUUUUUAUGCAAAGAAUAUAAAUUUUAAUAUUAUUGAUUAAUUCAUUACUAUUUUAUUUUUAUUUGCCAACUCCCCUACUCAAAAUUUCUGCUUCCCUAGAUGGAGUAUAGAUGGAGUGUUAGUUAAAAACAUUUUUUUCAUUGAUAUUUUUUAUUUUCGUCAACUAGUUAACGAGAUAUUCCACUUUUUAGUUUUGUUUAAGGGAAAGAAAUGGUGUAUCAUUUGUGUAGUAGCAUGGCGUGUGGUGUUUUCAUAGUGUUCCACUACAGCAAAUUGUAUUUAUAUAUUUUCUAGAUAAGUCACUAGUUGUAUCUUUACCAACUGGAUCAGAAAAAAAAGUUAUUUUCGAAUUUUCAAUAGUUUGUUUUUUAGAAAAGUUUCCUAACUGUGUAGAAAAUUCGAAAAUUAUUUAUGGUAAGUAAUACUUAUAUAUUAUUUCUAUAAUUGAAAAAAAGUAUUUUUUUUUUCUUUAUUUGGGUUCUUAAGCUAUUAUUAUUAAUUUAUUAUGCAUUAUAAUAUUUUUACUGUAGUUACUUAAAAUUAUUACUAAAUAGGAUUAAAAUUAAUUUAACUGUAUUAAUAAUACUCUAUUAUAAUAAUAAAAUAAUUAUUUUCCUCAAUUAUAGUGUCCUCAAUUAAAGCAACAUGUUCUGAGCAUUAUAAAGAUUGGAAAAAUAAAUUUUCAAAUCAUGGCCUUAAAUGUACUGAAGUAACUGGUGAUACAGAUUUUUCUAAAGAUAUGCAUUUGAUCAAUAAUAAUCAGCUGAUAAUAACUACUUUAGAAAAAUGGGAUUCAUUGAUGAGAAAAUGCAAAGAUAUAAAAUACACAUUAGGCACAGUUAAAUUAUUUUUGAUUGAUGAAGUAUAGUUAUUUUUAAAUAUUAUUAUUAUUUGUAUUAAAUUAAAUGACUAUGUACAUUUUUGUAAGGUACAUUUAAUAAAUGAAGUUGACCAAGGAGCUACAUUAGAAACUAUUGUCAGUCGCAUGAAAAUUAUACCAAAACAUGUAAAUAUAAACAAAUAUUAUUAAUAUUAUAUAAAUAACAGGUAGGUAUGUAUUAUUUAUUGUAUUAUAUAGACAAAUAUGAAUGAUUUUACAUUACGUUUUGUGGCUGUAUCCACUACAGUAUCAAAUAUUGAAGACCUUGCAGAAUGGUUAUGUAUUGAUCAAAAUAAUCCAGCAUGUUACUUAAAGUAAAUUGUAACAUUUAUUUUUAUUAAUAAACAUUAAUAAAAAAAAAAAGAUUUCAAAUAUUAAUUAAAUUUGAUAAUAAAUUAUUUCAUAGAAGUAAUGAAGAUGAAAGACCAGUAAAAUUAAAAAAAAUUGUAUUAGACUACAAAUGUAUAACCAGUAGUUUCAAAUUUGACUUAGACCUUACUCAUAAACUCAAAUCAUUAAUACGACAAUAUUCAAAUGGGCAAUCCACCUUAGUGAGAAAACAAUACAUUUUUUAUUGACUGACAUUUUAACUUUUAUAUAAAUAUAUAAUAUAUAUUUCAAUAUAAAUGUAGAUAUUUUGUGGUACACAAAAGAGUGUUGAAUACACUUGUAGUAUUUUAGUAAAAGAUACUAAAAUAAUUGAAUUAUGUGAGGAUAAACAAAGACAUAUUAAUGAAAUUUCAAAGGAAAUAUAUAAUAAAACAAUCAAAGGUAUUUAUAGUUUAUUAUAUUUAUUUCCUGUAUAUCUAUGUAAAAUUUCUAUGUAAAAGUAUAAAUAAUGGAUAUUAUACUUUAUUUAUUAAAAAAAACACACAUAUAUUUUAUCCUUAAUUGGAUAUUUCAUGUAUUGUCUAUUGAAUAUUUAUUUUUAUGUUUUACGAAUUUUUAAGAAUUUGUUAUAGGUAGGUAUAUAGGAACAUAUCAAUACGUAUAAUUAUAAUAUAAGGGAUUAAUCUAUUAAAUAUCUGUAAACCAUACCUAAUUUAAACCAAUACAUUUUUAGUAAAUAUGUAAGUUCUUAAGUUGCCUACUCGUAUUUUAUUUAAAUUUGCAUUCCAAAUGAUUUAUUAUAAACUCAUUAUAGUUUAUUAUAAAUUAAAUCAAUAGGGUAUAACAAUAAGGGUUAUAUAUACUAUAUUAAAUAAUUCUUAGUAUUGUACAAAUACUUUGUAAGAAUACUGUACAAUCUAUUGCCUACCUCAUUAAUAUUAUUUGGAUUUCCAAAUAGGUAUACAAAUGUGCUUACUUGUAUUUAAUUGCAUGUCAUAAUUAUUAUGUUUGAUAGUAAUUGGUAUAUUGAAAAUUGAAUAUAUACCUACCUAUAGGCCUUGGUUUGGUUUAAUAAUAGAAAUAUGAGUAAAUGAAAUGAUAAAAUUUACUUUAUGUUCUUUGACUCCUUUGUGUGGUUUCUAGCAAAUUGUAUUUUAUUUUGUAUGUUUAUUGUUAAUCUUUAUUUUAUAUAAUAUAGAUUUGCUACAACACGGUAUUGGUUGUCUCUAUGCUGGGAUGACAAUUCAAGAAAGAAUCUGUAUAGAAAAUUUAUUUCAAGUUGGUUGUUUAAAUAUUCUUGUUGCUACUAGUACACUAGGUAUUUUCAAGCAUAUAUUUAGUGAAUACGUUCUGUAGAUUAUAUUAUUGAUGGAAAUUAUUUUACUAUAGCGAUGAAAGUUAAUAUUUUGGCACAGUUGAUUAUAAUAAAAUCUACUGAAUAUUAUACUUUCAACUGCUAUAAAGAAUAUAACGAAUGUCAAGUAUUACAAAUGAUUGGAAGAGCUGGGAGACCUCAAGUUGAUACUUCUGCUACUGCUAUUAUCAUGACGAAACAAUCAACAAAGGUAUAAUAUAAUUUAUUGUUUAUAGUACACAUAUUUUAUUGAAUUUAGCUUCUACUUAUAUAGAAAAUUCCAAAAUAUUACAUAAAAAAUAGAACCAUUUUAUUUAUUUUAUGGUUAAAUAAAGCCUAGUAAUAUUCCAUACACCACAUUAGUGUAAAAAUACGAAUUGAAUAAAAGUUUAAGGUGUAAAUAUUAUCAAUAAAUUAUUAAAUAAAUUCCUUGUUUUAUAAAAAGUUUUAGUAACUGUUUAUGUAUAAGUACACAAAAUAAUAAUUUAUUGAUUUCAAACAGAUUAGUUUUUAAAAAAGUAUAACAAUUUUAAACACAAAUAAAACACAAUAUUUGAAAUGAUAUGUUAUUGAUUACAGACAUUGGUAUGUCAACACAUAAAAUUUAACCUUGUAUAAUUUGAAAUGCUAUGCACAUAUAAAUGUAAAAAAGAACUGAUACUGGGUAUGGGAGCGGCCACUGUUAUAGGUGAAAAUUUGGGAAGGUAGGAUACAUAAAGUUAUUCCAUUUAUAUCUGUUAGCAAUUAUAGAUCAUUGCUUGACGAAAGACGAUUCUAAGCGCAGUUCAGUAAUACAUAAUUUGAAGUGCCGUAAUUUUUUUUUGCAAUUUUCGUUUUAAAAUUUAAUUUUAAAACUCGUAUAAAAAAAAAAAAAAAAUUGGUCUGAUGAUUUUGGAAAUUUUACCAGGUCUAGGUAAUUCCAAUAUAAUUAUUAUUACUAAGUUUCAAGCCUCUACGUGUAUUUAUAAUGGGGAAAUUUAUACAGUAAAAAAACUUCAAAAAAUUAAAAUUCUUUAAAAACUCAAAAGUUUUUGGCCAUGAUACCCUAAGAAAACAAAUCUAAAAGUCAACAAAAAAGGUGUCUUGUGAUUUUUCAAUUAAAUCAUUUUUUCUGAUAGAAAAUGUCUUCUGUGUUUUUACAAAAUAAUGAAAUUGUGAAAUUGUACGUUUUCCAACAUUUUUUCCCACCUAAGUACUUUUAUUUAACCUCUUUAAACUACAAUAUAGACAAUUCGAGUUUUCAGAAAAGUUGCUACACAUUAUAAUCGAAGCAAGUUUACUAGGAAAAAACGUGUCCACAAACUAGAAGAAAGAAAGAAAUAAACAUCAUUGUAAAACCAAUAGCUCCAUCGCUAUGCUCGUAAUCUAAAAUGUACAAAACAAAUUAGUUGUUUACUGAGUAGAUAACUUUAUGUAUAUAUAUAUUUUAAAUUGAGUAUUGUAUUAAAAAUUAAUACUACAUUUUAUUAUAAAAAAAUAUAUAUUUAUUUAUGCAUAGUUGUAAAUUAAAACAACUAUUUAUUAUAUAAAAUUUGUUUGUAAUUAUUUAUAAUGAAAAAUGUAGGUAUCAACAAAAAUAAAAUAAAAAACAGAUAAUUAUAAUUGUUUUAUCUUAUCUUGUAAGGUUUGAUACAUUAUUGCUAAAUGGACUAGCAUUAUCUUGAAAGGUGAUUUUUGGUACAAAACCACUUUCUCCAUCAAUAUAGUAUGAUACUGUCAUGAGUCUACCAUCUGGAAGAUACACAAAGUAUGAUCCUUCUACACGACCUGUAUCUUUUCCAACUUCGUUUUGUCCGUAAUAAUUUCCACUUGGUUGAUCUUCCACUUUGUAUUGGUAUUCAUACUUGAAAUGAGAAUUAAUUGCAUUAAUUAUUUUUAAAUUCUCAAACUUAGUUAAAUUCAAUUAUAAACAAAUAUUUUUUUUUAAAUUUUGAACAAAAAUCAAAUUAAAUUUAUUGUUUCUAUGUUCAUAUUAAAAUUAUAAUAUCAAUAUUUAUUAGGUUAUUAAGUUACUUAAAUGCAAAUAUUAAAAUACUUACCCGAAGAAAUUAAAAAAAUAUGAAAUAAAUAUUAUUAUAUAAUAAUUUGUAAUAUAUCAUAUAUAAUUUAUGAGCCAUUUAUUUAGUCUGGUAUUAUGAAAUUUAAUUUGGUGUUUUAUAACUACUAAGGCAAAAAAAGAAAAUAAUAAUAAUAUAUUAUCCCUAUUGUAGUGAUAUAGAAUUAACUGGAGUUUAAAUAGGAUGUUUUUCCUCAAAUUUUGGUAUUUAAAUGGUUAAUGCAUUUUAAUUUUAAAGUAUUCAUCUUUUGUAAAGAGUUUUGAUUUUCAUAUUGGAAACAAUAUUAUAUUUUACUAGCUAGCAUAUUAGUCAUAUGACAUACUUAUUACAGUUUAGCUCACUUUUAAAAUGAUACAAUGUAAACUAUAUAUAUACUAUACAUAGUAUAGGUAAUUUAUUUAUAGUGAUUUAUAAUAUAUUUAAUAUUAUAUAUUACAUUUUUAUUCUGUAUUUAGUUUGAAAAAUUAAAUAAUAAUUUUUCUUUUUUAUUCAUAGUUUUACAUCUGUUUACAAUAAUCUAUAAUAUAAAUAAGUAGGUACACAGUGUUAUAAUGGUUACUUAUUAAUCUUAUUAAAACUAGAAGGUAAAAUAAAAAUAAUAAAUUUUAAAAAUAGGUAUAUUAAGGUAUUUCUAACUUAAUAGGUACCAUGUUGUUUGAAAUAUCAAAUUUUUAGUUAAAAAUAAAAAUAUAAUAUUCAAACAACAUGGUACCUAUUAAGUUAGAAAUACUAUAUUUUUAUUUUUAACUAAAAAUUUGAUAUUUUAUUCUAUCCUUAAGGAUUAAUAUAACACUAGGUGUAUUUGCAACUAAAUUAUUUUGUAAUACAUUUUUUUUAUAAAAGUAUUUUCUUAUACUUCGUUGUAAUUUAAUAUGUAGGUAUGUAGUUAUUGAACUAUUGUAAUAAAUGUAUAUAGGUAAAAAUAAAAAGACAAGCAUUAUUAAAUAAUUUUAUUUUUAAAUAGAUACUUCUUAGAUAUUAUUCUUAGUUGCUAUUAUUUUGAAAUUAUAAUAUUUUAAAUAGUUAAAUAAUAAUACUAAUUACAAGUAAUAAAAUGAAGAUCUAAGUACUUACGGGUGUUGGUUUUUCUGAAGUUUGGACCAUUAAUUCACCUUGAGGACGACCUUGGACAAACAUUAUCCAUGUAAAUAAAACAAUACAAAAUGCUCCUUCUUUAAUGUUCAUCAUGAAAAUGUAAAAAAAAAAAAACUUCGAUGAAGACUAAAAUACUUAUUUAGUGCUCUGAUGCACAAACAAAAUAAAUAUAUCUACUAAGGUUUACACCAAAUUCAAAUCUUCAGAAUUAAUUUUUUGUCGCUGUGAGUCUCCUUUAAAUACAAACCUCUCCCUUUUCAUUUUUCAUUCCCUCUUAGAGUUUAAGCAAAAUUUUGCUCCGCCCUCAAAGGAAAGUACGAGUUCCUAACUACAUAUAUAUAAAUAUAAAUUUUAAAUGAAUGGAUAUUUUAAUAAUACGAGUAUACAUAAUAUUGUUUUUUUAAAUUGAGUCUUAAUAUUUUUUUUAUUUAAGUGAAUGAACAAAUACCAAUAUAUUUUUUAAUUAUUUAUUUAAAAUCAACAAAAUAAUCUUAACUAUUUAUUUGGUUUCUUUAUAAAUAUAGAAUUAUUAUAUAACUUUUAAAUUUAUACUUUAGUGAAUAAUUAAUGAUUAUAAAUACAAAAAUAAUACUUAAAUCUAUUUAGAUUAAAAUUCAUUAAAAGUUAUAUAUGUAUGGUUAUUUAUUCGGUAUUUGUUCAUUCUUUUGAAAUGUGUCAGCAAUUUUUUAAAAUUAAAAAUUUGUAUUUUGAUAUAUAACAGACUAUAUCAGAAAAUAGAUUUGUUAGGUAGGUACUUGUUAAAAGUUUUAAUUUCAAUGAAUUAAUUUCUAUAAGCAUAUUUUUUGGUUAAUAUUAUAAAUAAUGUUCUGAAUAAAAUAUAAAUUGUUUUGUACAAUAUUUAGUAAUUCAACUACAUUUUCUAAAUUUUGGAAUUUUUAGCACACUUAUAUUUUAAUACAAUCAAACCUACUGUUUUAUUUUUUUUAAAAUUAAGUUUGAAUUUCUUCAAAUUUCUAAUUGUGUGUGUUCUAAUCGACACAGUGUGUAUAGUUUGUAAUUUAAAUUAAUGACCACAAUAUUACAAAUGUCUAUUAAACAUCUUUUCACCAUUAUAUUUUCGUGGCUGGAAGGUUUUGUGAUUUUAGUCAAACCUAUUUAACAUUUGUAUUUAGACAGUUGGGCUAAUAUAUUAUUUAUUACUUCUCUAGAACAUUAGACAAUAUUGGGAAAAUGUUUUUCUAUUCUAUUUUUACUAUGAAAAAUAUAGAUAUAUUUUAUAGUGUUUAAUUUUAAAUGUAUUGUAAUGAUGAAUACGAUUAAAGAGGAAUUAAUUUUUUUUAAUUAAUUGAUACAACUUUUUAUAAAUUGUUCACAAAUAAAAAUUGGUUUCCAUUAAUCAAUAAUUAGUUUUUAUAACUAUUCUAUAAUGUAUGCAUAACUUGGUUGUUGCUUAGCUUAAAAAAUAUUUGUUUCAAAAAUCAAGAGUCAUAAAUAUUAAAUACCUCAAUAAAGAUUAUUAUUUUUUUUAACAAUAUAAUAAAAACAAAAAUAUUUAUUUACAACAAUGGGCAAUAGAGUUCAAGUUACCAAAAUUAAAAUCUAACUCAAUAAAGUAUAAAAAUAAAUAUAAAUAAAUAAAUAGGUACAUUAGAAAAAAACAAUUGUAUUCAAUAUUACAUGGUAAUAGAAUCUUAAUGCGAAUCUAUGUAUUGUAAUUUUUUCUUUUUCUUUCUCAUCAACAAACUAUGUUAGACAGCUGGAAUGUAUUGAGUAUAAUGGUAGAAUUGCUAGUCUACAGUCUACAAUAUUAAAAAUGUCAAGAGUGAAUUAUAACUUUUAAUUAUAAAUAUUUUUUUCUAUUAAACUUUCUCACAUAUAUUUAUAGCCCGAAUCUAUAAUAAUAAUUUUUUUAAGCAAUAUUUUAUAUUGUAUGUAUUAGCCUACAUUUACUGAAACAAUUUUAUAAUAUAAGUUUUGUAAAAGCCCAACUGUAAUUACUGUCAAAUUUAUUCUUAUCUUCUAUAUUUACUUUAUGUACUCUGUAUCUUCGAAUUGUGCUAUUAACUAAAUCCAUUAUCUAUGUCCAUAUGCUUAGAAUAUAUGAGACUCCUUAGUAUUGGAUAUUACGUUAUGCUUUCUUCACAUUGUUGUAUCCAUAUGCAAUGUUAACCUUUGAACUCAAUGCGUAAUCAACAUUGCAAACCACCUCUGUAAUAAUUACAUACCUGCCAUUCUUAGAUACGCCAACGGAUGCCUUCUUGAUAAAAUACAAGUUGCUUGGUAGUACCUGAGUGAUCGUCAUUUUUAAAUUUAACCCUAUAAUUUUAGAUUAUUUUAAAUUUUGUUGUUACAAUAUUUUAUUAUUUGAACGUUAACAUUUUUGAAUUAUCUUUUUUAAUAAAAAUAGCAUUUUAUUUAAACAAAAUUAAUUAUUUUUUAUUUAAAUUAAAAAUAUGUUGUAUAAACUAGUUAGUUUAUAUAGAUAAUUGUAUAUAGAUACUUACAUUAUACCAUAAUUAUUAAUUAUUUAUAUGUGUAUACAAAUUGAUAAACAAUAUAUUUUAUAAAAUGAAAAUAAAUCAAUUAAUUGAUUUAUGUAAAAUAUGUUGUUGAUUUCCAUUUGAUAAAACCAAACAAGAUCUGGUAAAAUGUUGAUUUUUAAUUUACUGAUUAAUUGAACUUAUUUGCAUUUAUAAAUUUAAAAAAAAAAUUAUAUUAUACAAUUUUAUAAGAUUUAUUCUGUGUACUUAUGUGUACAUAGUAUUAAGUACUUGAUAUAAGUACGAAAUUAAAGCUUGCCCAUAUAAAUUACAGAUCUUUAUAAUAUUCCAGAAAAUAGAUAUCGAGAAAGUUGGAAAGCUACUUUUUGGAUUUAUACUUUUUCAAUAUUUUACUUUCGGUUUAUAUAUUUUCGGAAAUUUUAACUCUUCUAGCCUUUUUGUUUUCUGGGUUUCAACUAUUUUCUGUUAAUUUCUUUAUUUUAUGGAAAAAUACAUUCUUUAAAAUUUUUGGCCAUCUGGCUAUUUCUGACAACUGACAUGUUCCUAAUCUAUAAAAAUAAAUCUAUUUUAGUUAUGGGCACCUGCAGGAAAUUUAUCAAGAGAUCAUAAUAAAAUUAUAUAGAUAGGUACUCAAAAGUAUAUUCAAAAAAAGUACGGACAUACUUCGCACAAUGGGUGAGCCACUGUGGUAGACAAGAAGUUUGGAAAGUAGAGGGAAAAUGUAAUAUAAGCAACAAUUAACUAUUGCUAACGAAAAACUAUUCUAAGCGAAGUUCGGUGAAUAAUGUUGCUUUAUCAACAUUAUAUUUGUCAUAUUAUGGUAAUAUAAUUAUAUUACAUAAUUACAUAUGUAUUAUAUAUUUUCUUUAAUAAUAUUUUUUUCUAAAACGAUUUUCGUCAAACUUAAAAUUAAAAUUUAUAUAAAACAAAUUCUACAUUAAUCUCUAACUUUUUUUUUUUUUUUAACCACAAAGUACGACUAAUAAUGAAUCUCCUGUUAAAUUUUCUUGCAUUUCUGUUUGGUUUAAUAAUUUUAAUACCUACUGAACAAAAAUUACCAAAAUAAACCUAACCUAACUUAACCGUAAAAAUUAAAAUGUCCAUAAAUAGCUUAAAAAUGGCUGCAAUGUUUUGAACAUUUUACCACGUCUAGAAAAGACAAAUAUAAGUUUUCUGUUGAAACUUCAAGCCUCUACAAAUAUGUUUAGCUGAAUCAAAACAAAAUAAAAAAUUCAAUACAUUUCGUACAUUUGCCUAUUCCAACGUUUUUUCCGGAUUUUUCUGAUUUAUUAUGAAAACAGCUGGGAAAAUAAAAAAAUGACCUCCUUUAAAAUCGAAAAAAAUUUCUGGUAGAAAAGUUGUUCAUAGAUAAAAAAAAAUAAAUAAAUAAACAUCAUUGUUAAACUAAUACAUUCCUCGCUCCGCUCAGAAUCUAAAAAAGUUCAUUCUUUGCAAACUAAAGAAUAAAUCUAAAAAGUACAUUAAGAAUUGUUUUAUUUGUUAUUAAAAAAAAACUGAAGUCGCCUUUGUUCUAUUGUGAACCAAUCUUUCAAUGGAUUUUUUUUUAAUAUUAACCGUUUCAUGAUGAACGCGUAAUUUAUAUAGAUCAUGUAAUCGAUCUUCACCUAUCUUAAACCGAAGCCAAAUUUUAACUCUUCGUAAAGUACUAAAUGUAACUUGUAGCUGGUAAAGAUUGAACCCGAUUGUUAGAUACAUUUUUUAUAUUGAUUGUUAUAAUUUUUGAACCUUGCGAAGUUGUUUUAAUUUAUAAUUGUAGAAGUCUAUUACGAAAGUAUUGUUUUUUUCUUUGUCAAUUUCAAAUCUAUAAAUCUAUACUAAAGUCAAAAUAUCAAUGAAAUAUUUAUUUAAACAAUAAUAAAAAUUAAAAUGUUCAAAAUUGUAAUUCUCCAUCUUGUCCCUCCUCUCCGGGCUCUCAUAAUUCUAUUUAUUAUUGGAAAGUACCAGUAUCAGUAGGUAUAGAUCUAAUGGUUUUAUACUUAUUAUAACAUAGUUUAAGAUAUUUUCUUAAUGAAAAAAACAUUAUUGUAUACAUAUUUGAUAUAUUUAUAUGCCUAGAUAUACUUACAUAUUCACGGGUGUAUGUAAUUAUUUUAAAUUAAACUUUAUUGUGUAAAUAUGGUAGCAAUUUAUACAUACAAUAAAAGACGCGAUCACGUACAUUCAUAAUAUUUUAAACAUACAUGCAUUGAAUGUUUGCUGAUUCAUUCAAUAUUUUCUACUCUUUUGUGAUCGCCAACUAGUAGGUAUCUAAUAAGUAAUAGGAUAAAUAGAUGAAAAACGAUCUAUUGUCUACGCUAUACAUUGAGUAAACAAUAUGUAAUCAUGGACUAUAUUACAUAUUACAUCUGUAAAAUCUAUAUUGACUAUACAAGUUAUAUGUAUAAAUUCAACACUAGGAAAUUAUGAAUGUGAAAAUGUCUAGACUUAGAAUUAUAGUUUGAUACAAAAUUGAAGUCAAAAAAAAAAAAAUAGAACAUAGUAGAUACUCGAGAUUUUGAAUUAUGUUAAAGACGGAAAACUACAAAGCUGGUUUGUCACCAUUGUUUUCUGGUAAACUAUCAAUUUUGAGAUUUUCAAUUAAAUUCAUACAUGAUCAUGGAUUAUAUAAUGGACAAUUAUAGUAUGACAAUAGAGAAAAAUGAGAGGUAUUAUUUAAUAUCUAGUUGGCCAGCUAUAAAAAUGAAACUGCAAAUUUCUGGUAUAAAUGUAUUCAAUUAUUUUUCAUAGAUUUUAUAUUACAAUAGUUGGAUAUUUUUUGCUAAGAAUGCUAAAACGUAUAAUUAUUUUGGAACUCAGUGCUGCAAAGCCAUGAUGUUCGGAGUAUGCGGUGCAUAUGUGUACAAGGCCUAUGUAAAUUUGAAGGGUCUUUAAGAUUCUGAGUGUUUCAAUGGAUGUAUUAGUUUUUAUAUGAUGUGUUUUUUUGUCAGUAAACAAAUUUUUGAUCAGAAAACUUGUUCCAAACAACGACUUUUUUUGUUUUAUUGUGCAUUUAGUCAGUGUAUUAAAUAAAAGUCACUUUUUUGAUUUUCCAAUUGGUUUUCAUAAUAAUUUAGAAAAACCUAAAACAAAAUUAUUAUUGAACAAAACUGAAAAAAUAUAUACACACCCAAAGGCGUUAACGAUUUCAUUAUUUUACUUUUUUACGGUUAUUCAUUUUUUUUUAUCUGAAAUUUUGCUUCAAUUAAUAAACUUCAAUGACCUUUAUUGUUGUAUUCAAAAUUUAAUUUGUUAGUGAAAAAGUUGUGUUUUGAUUAUCUCACCAAUUUUCAUAAUAAUUUAGAAAACCCUUAAAAAAACCACAGGAAAUAUGGGAGUUCAGAUCAAAUUUUGAUGUAAAUCUUAAAAAUUAGUGCAUUUCAAAACAUGUUGGUAUAACUGAACUUCGCUCAGAAUUGUUUAGCAAUAUUUUAUCAUUGCUUAUGUAUACAUAAAUUAAAUACCUAACUUUAAGUAUUGUAGUUUCCAAAUUUUCCACCUAUAACAGCCCUUCAGCCCACACAUAAGCAGUAUUAGGUCUCCUUUUUUGUUUGCCCACCUUAAUUUAUGGCCUCGAGAUCAAAAAUUGUAAAUGUGGCACUACUUGGUGGGACCUAAUAUAGGUAACUAUAACUCUGUAAUAGACUCUGUAAUCUGUUUUUUUGGCACUAAACUAAUAUAGUAAUAUAAUAUAAGACAUUUAAUAGUUUAUUGAGCAUAUUGAUAUCAUAUCCUAUUUGGGCUUAGUAAAUCAUAGUUUUAUUGAUUUUUAUAAUAGUAUAAACAAAUUUUGUUUUUUAAUAUUAUGCACGGGUAUUUAUUUAAAGUUAUGUUUAAGCUAAAUAGGUACUAAAUUAGAAUUAUAUCAAGUAUUAUGUUAGAUAUAUAGGUUUAGAUAGGUAUAAAAUAUACAUACUCAUAUAUUUCAUAGAGGUUAUAAUAAUUUGACCUUUGUGAAUGGCAAAACCUUUCAUGGAAUUACUGUGAAAGUAGAUUGAUUAUACACACCUUUCUGUCAACAAUGUGCUUCACAAAAAUAAUAAUAAUAAUAUAUAAAUAAAUUUAGUCUUAUCCGUGCUUGUAUCAUAAGUGAUUGUUAUGAUUUUUUCAUUGUAAAGUUUUCCAUCUAUACCAUAGUUACCUGUAUAUUAUAUAGUUCUCACUUACAUCUGUUAUUGUGGUGAAGAACAUAUUAGUAAUAAAUGUUUUGUAGAAAAAUCAUAAAAUUUACGGUAAUCUCACGGCGUGUCUCAGGAUUUUUGUAUUGUGUCAUUCUAACUAGUUUUGCUCGUUUUUUUUAAAAAAUUAUAAUAUUAAUAAACUUUUUUUUACAUAGUACAAUAAUUCACGUAUAAAUGAAAAAAUAGUCUAUAAAAAAACCAUGUAUAUAUUAUACGAGAAACUCAAUUAAAUAUUUUUUGUUUAAAAACAUGAAAUAAUGGAGAAUAAAAAUUGAUUAGUAUUAAUUUUAUUUAUUUAGAUUUAUAGGUAGUAAAUGUGUAAUGUAAACCAGUAAAGUCAUUAAAUAAGCCUGAGAUAGGAUUUUUACUUAGAAAAUAUACAGGUUCCUACCUAGGAAAUUUCUUAUUUAUAAAGUAAAGUAUAAGUUAUAAUUACUUAAUUACAAAAGUAAUAAUUAUAGAUUUUUACUGAAUUAACGACUAUGAGAUGAUCAAAUGAUUAGUAACAGUACAUUUGGGGUACCUGUUUGUUUUUAUGAAGAUCCAUUGAAACAGUUUUCAAUUGGUGUAAAAUAAGAAAAAAAAUAUUUCAUUAACAUAUUAUUUAUUUAAAUGAAAAGGCUUAUAAAAAAUAUUUUAUCUGUUGACUGUAUAGUGUAGUUAUAUUGGAAUGAAAAUAAUUUUGUAACAGAUCAAAGAUCAGUGAACCCAGUAAAAAAAAAACGUGCCUACAAUACAAAAAUGACAUGGACAACUCUGUAUUAUAUACUGUUGAAAAUAUUUAAAGCUAAAUGUGUUAAAAAUUAUUAGAUUUUUGAUAAAAAUUGUUUUCUGUGAUUAUUACCUAAUAAGCUACAUAUUAAAAUUAAUUACCAUUUAAUAUUGUAAUAAUAUUAAAUAUAAUAUGUAUAAAUAAAAAUAUAGUAUAAUUGUAAGUUUGGUUGAUUUCUAUAAAAUGUUAAAUGAUUUUAUUGAAAUUAUACAAAUAUUGAGUCUAUUAGUAUUUUACUCAUUAGUUUAAAUUUGUUCAAUUGUCAACAAUUAAUAGAUUAAGUUGAUUAUUAUUUAUUUGAAUACAUUUUCAAAAACUAUUUAUUAUAUACAUUUGUUUAUUAUUAUUUAACAUUGGCAAAUAUUUUAAAAAUUUAAUUUGUUUGGUUUUAUUAUACAAGUAUAAGUAUUUAUACAAAACAUGUGUAGAUAUAUAAUAUUUAUUUGUUAUUAUUAUUAUAGUUGUACAAUAUUAAUACAUUUAUACAUUUAUAAAUAGUGAAAAAUCAUAGCAAUAAAAAAAUGGUCUGUUUUCUUCAUUAAAUAUAUAUAAUAUAUAAAUACUGAAUGUUUAUGUUAAAUAGGAUCAAUACAAACAAAUAUUGACUGGCAAUCGGUUUUUGGAAAGCCAUCUUCAUAAAAACCUAAUUGAACACUUGAACACAGAAAUAUUUAUGGGUACCAUUAACAAUGUUACAGUUGCAAUGGAUUGGAUGCAAUCAACAUUUUUGUACAUCAGAGCUUGUAAAUCACCUCAAAAUUAUGGAAUGAUCAAAACACUUAAUGUUAAUGAAGUAGAACAUAAACUACAAAGUUAGUACAUACAAUUUCCAUUUUGUUUAAUAAUUCAUAGCUUAUAUUAUAGCUUUAAAUAAUCAAAUAUGGUAUCGCAUAUUUUAGAUUUAUGUUUAACGUCGAUAAAAUCAUUAGCAUGCACUGGAUUAAUCAACUGUUUUGAUGGAAAUAAUAAAAUAAUUUCAAAACCAGAAGGUGAAAUAAUGAAUAAAUAUUCAAUUAGUUUUGCAACAAUGAAUUUGUAUAUGCAAGUAUGUUUAUAGUAUAACAUUAUAUAAUAUAUUAUUAUAGAUAGAGUAAUUUUAAAAUAUUUUUAGUCAGAUUAGAACAGACAUUAACUUUGGUGUUAAAUUAUCUAUACCUAUAUUUCAAAGGUGCUUUUUGAAAUUCUGUAGUAUGUCCACAUUUAUUUUAAAAUAAUUACCAUUAAAAAUGGUAAUAAUGUAAAAUUUAUGCACGUAAUUACAAACUUUCUCUGGCUGUUAAAAUAUAACCUUUAAAACAAAUUAUUGACAAUUUUAAUUUUAUAACAAUAAGUCAGUGUAUGUUUCAAAAGUUUUAUGUAGGACAUUUAAAUAAUAAUAUUUUUGCUGUGGUCAAAUUAUUGUUUUUAUUAUAAACUAAAUUUUAAUUCUGUUUUUAAAUUUAUUUAGUUAAAAGGAACUGAAAGUUUGCGUGAUAUGUUAAGAAUAUUAACUUGCUCUAAAGAAUUUGAACAUAUUAAAUUUAGGCGAACUGAUAAAGAAAAUUUAAAUAGUUUGAACAAAAAUCAACAAUCAAGGUCAAAUAUUAUAAGAUUUCCUAUUGAUGAAGGAAUAAAUACUCGAGAAACUAAAAUAAAUUGGUAUUAUUAUUAUGGAAACAAUAUGUUAAUUGGGUUUACUUCUAUCUUUAUUUCUGUAUGUCUUUGUAGUCUAUUGCAAGCAAUCCUAGGGUCAUUAAAAAUUUCAAAUGGUUUACUAGCCCAAGACGCGCAUACUAUUAUAUUGAUUUCAAUACGAUUGACCAAAGGUAGACUUUAGAGUGUUUUUAAAUAAUUCGAAUUAUAUUUGUUCAAGAGUAAUUAUAUUUGAUUUAGCUUUAAAAGAAAUUGCAUUCAGAGGUACGAUGUUUGAAAGUGCGCGAUCAGCAUGUAUAUUAGCAAAAUGCAUAAUAACAAAAUUAUGGGAGCAAUCUGAAUAUGUUUCAAAGCUUAUCCCUAGAGUAGGACUUGUGUUGUCGGGACUUUUAGUUUCCAAUGGAAAAACAACAUUGGAAUCAAUUAGUGAUACAGAUCCUAGAGAAUUAGAAAGGGUAAGUUGUAAACAGAUUAUGUAAAUUAUGUAAUAUGUAAUAAUAAUUUUAUGAUAUAUUAUUGAAUUUUAUAAUAAAGAAAAUAUUUAUACAUACUCAUACAUAUUGCAAAUAAUAUUGUUAUCAAUGUAUCUAGUUUUUAAAAUAAAUAUUGAAUCAAUUGAAAUGUUGCUAUAGGUAUGUAAUGAAAAAAUUAAAAAAAGAUGAGUAGAUAAAUAAAUAUUUUCUUAUAGCUUUUUAAUUUCAAAUUUAUCAAUAAAUAGUAGAUGUAUUACUAUAUAUUUAGUAGUAAGCUUUAGUAACUUUUCAAUGUAGCAAUAUAAUAUUGUAUAAUCCCAUAAAUGGUCAUAGGAAUUGUGAUGAUGACACCAUAUAUAUAUAUAUAUAUAUAGGAUUCUACUUUUUGUUUUAUUAUCCUUGACACAGUGGGUCAAAUCACUCACGUGAUAAGUUUAAAAAAAAAUUAUUUGAAAACUUAAAAAAUAAAUAAACAAUAAUACAUUAAUUACUUAUAUUAUAGUGUACGAUAAAUUUACAACAUGUUACUAUACCUGUUGAUGGUUAAUUAAUCAAUGAUAUUUAGUAAUAUUCCUAAAUUUGCUAAUGUGAUGUGAUUACAUUGGUAUGUUAGAUACUUGUGUAUAAUAAUUAAUGAUUUUUUUUUCACAAAUAACCAAAAACAAAUUUAAGUGAGUAGUACAUAUGGUAUGCAAAUUUGAAUUAUUGAGUAGGUAUAUUAUAAACUUAUUAAAUAGGUGUAGAGUAAAAUUACAGAAAAUGUCAUGUUUAAAUGUAUGUUUUGCUCCUAAACAAAACUUAUACUGCUGAUAUGUAUGCCAUUUUUAUAGAUUGGAAGUUGGGAAGGUUGGAUACAUAAAAUAAUUUUUGAUAAAAAAAAUACAAUUUUGAGUGAAGUUUGAUACCUUAAACUUGUUUUUUUAAAUGUCAUAUUUUUUUUUACAUUUUUUUUUAAAAAUAUAUACUUAAAUUACUUAUAAAUAAAAAAUUCCUCAUUAUGUUCAACUUUUUUUCACCACUAAUUACAAUUUGAAAUUAAUCUCGUAUUAAAUAUUUAAGCAUCUUUGUUUUGCUAAAUAAUUGUUUCCACGUAAAACCAUGUAAAAGCUAAAAAUAUUUUAAAAUAUUAAGUAGAUAUAAAUAUGAAUAUUUUAUCAAGUCCAUAAACAAAGUAAAAAAAAAAAUUUCAGGAUAAUCGGGACAGGUGUAGCCACUGUUAUAAGAAAUUUAAUGUAUAUCUGUAAGUAACAAUAAACCAUUGUUUACGAAAAAACAAUUCUGAGCGAAGUUAAGUUGAUAGUGAUGCUUUGUCAACAAUAUAUACUACAUUUAAUUAAUUAAAUAGACCUUUUAUAUUUUUUUUAAUAAUAGUUGUUUAAUGUUGUACCAAUUUUACUAGUUUUUUUUACGUUUUUCCCGGUUUUUCAAAUUUUAUGAAAAAACUCUUGUGAAAAUCGAAAAAUGACCUUUCUAAGACACAAUAAAGAGAUUUAUAUGAAAAAACCAAUAUACUCGCAUAAUUAAAAUGUAAACAUCUAGAGUGGCUGGACCAUGUGUGUAGAGCUGAUGAAGUUUUAUUAAAAAAAUUUCUGAUGUAAAAAAUAAAUAAAAACGUCCACUUGGAAGACCAAGAACAAGAGGGAAAUACACCGUAGAAAAGGAUAUGAGGUUGAUAAAUGGGGUUGCAAUGGUCAACUGUUAAAAACAUUCAAUACAAACAUUAAGAUUUAGGAUACAACCAUAAUUGUAUAUAUUUAUUUGCAACAUAGGCUUUUAUUAUUUCUUUACAUUUUGAGUGUAGUAAUGAAUAUAUUAGUUUCACUAAUAUGUAUUAUUUUCUGCCUGUAAACAACUUUUCUACCAGAUAUCUUGAUUCAAUUAAAACUGUGCAAUUUUUUUUUCUAAUUGAGUUUUUUUUGUUAGUACAUUGUGAUAAAUUUUUAUUUUCUUUGUAGUUUUCUAAAUAAUUUGAAAAACCGGGAAAAUGUAUGCAAUAACCGGAAAAUCAGACAUUUUCAAAGAAAAUGUAUUAUUAGCUCUUUAUAGAUCUGGUAAAAUCUUCAAAAGAUUCUGGCAAUUUUUUAGUUAUUUAUAGCCAUUUGAGCCAUUUUUAUUUUGUUGUUCUAUAUAGAUACAAUUUUUCUGGAAAAUUAAACACCAGAUUUAUCAUUAUUUGUUCUGAGUAUUUAUAAAUUGAAGUGGUCAGGAAAUGUUGAGUUUAAUACAAUAUUAUUUUUUCAAAGCGUUUAAAGUUCAAAUAUUUAUGAAAAUCAUAAAAAUUGUUGAAUUUUAAUAGAUGUUUAACCAAACGUUACUUAAAAUAAAUUUUAUUAAUAAAGAUUUAUUGUUGCAUACUUAUAUAAAUUAAAUUAUUUUCUAUAUUCUACAUUCCCAACUUCUCACUUCCAACAGUAUCAGCUCUUGUUUCUGAUGGUAACUUUAUUUUUCAAUUAAAGAAUAGGCUUAAGCAACUACGUAUAUAUUAUAAUAUAUACUAUAUUAGAAUUUUUGUAUAAUAGUUAAUUAUAUAUUACAAGAAACAUUCUUCUUAUUAGUGCAACACUUGAUUUUACUUUUAUUAUAUUUUCAGAUUUUGAAACGUAAUGCACCAUUUGGUAAUCAUAUACUUGAUUUUAUUACACAAAUCCCGAAAUAUAAAGUUCGAGUAUCUUUUGACAAAUAUAUAAAAUUAUUAAUUCUAAAAAUUUCUUUAAUGGAUUACAGUAAUAUUUCAAAAACUAUAAGAUCUCACACCAUCUCAAUUUUAGUGGGCGAUUCUGAAAAUUGCCUUCUAAAAGCUCAUCAAAUAUGGUAGGCAUUAGUAUUAUGAUGUAGUUAACACAAUUUAUUAUGUUAAUGUACAAAUAACAGUAUUGUUUAUUUUUAUAGUAAUGAAGAUUUUUUGAAACAAGAAGGGGUCAUAGAUAUGACUGUAUUGUUAAAAAAUGAAUGUUUUUUUCACAUACCCGACUAUACAGUUACUGUUUGUUUAAUAAGUGAUCAGUGGAGUAUGUUUUAGCAUAAUACAGUAUUAAUGUAUUAUGUGUUCAUAAUUUGAUAAAAUUAAUGAUUGAUUUUUUUCUUCAUAGUUGGAAUUGAUAUUGAGAUAAAAUUAAAUCUAGACAAUAGCAAAGAGUAUAUUAAAGAGUCAACAAACGCAGAGCACAAAAAAAGUACUGAGGUAUAUCCAUUAACAAUGUUCCAUUCUUCAAAACCAAUAAACACAUGAAUUCAGUAUAAUCAAAAUAUUAAAGUUAUAUUUUUAAAAUUUGUUAUAUUUUGUUUAAUCAGCAUUAUAAAAAAAUGGAACAAAUUUCAAUAAACGAAAAUGAAAAGAAAAAAUGUACAACACAAAUGAAUAUAAAAAAAUAUGUAUGUAAUGUCUUUUCAAAAGAUCAAGAUCAAGACCUUAAAGUCAUAAACAAACUGCACAUGGAAGAGAAUAAUAAAAAAAAAAACCACGCUAAUAAAAGUAGAGAUGCAACCCACAAUGUUACCGGUAAAAUGAAGAUAGGAAUGAAAACUAAAAAUAAUAACAAUGGUAUGAGAUAUAAAUUAUGACUAGUUGUCACAAAGCUGUAAAAUUUAAAUUAAUUUUUUUUAUUUAUUGUUUAUUAAUUAUUUUUUUAUAUUAUUAUUAUAUGAUAGGUAAAAUAAAUUACUGUUUUAAAUCCAAUAAAGAUAAUUUAAAUAAGUAUUUCUCCUACAAUGAGUAAGUUAUAUUUAUUGAAAUAUUUUUAUUAUACAGAGUGUCUUACAGUGUAAUUCUUUUGCUAAUAAUUCUGUCAUUGCCUAAUAAUUUCUCUACGAUCCUCACAAAAAACCAGAUGAAAAAUGAAAAAUGAAUAUUGAGAGAGUUAUUAGCAUAAGGAUAACACUAUAGGACACUCUGAUAGAUAAAAACUGUUGCCUAAAAUGUAUUACUGUAUUGAAGGUUGAUGAAUGACAAUAUAUUCUGUGAUUUAUUCCUACCUGAUGAUAAUUCUUGUAUCAUCUCUGAAACAUUUGAUUUGGCAGAGAAGUGUUGUUUCAGAGAAAGUAAACUAUUUUUAUUUUAAAUUUAUAUCACAUUUUAAUUUAAAAAUUGAAAUAAAACAUUAUUUGUACUCAUAGAUGCAAUGCAAACGGAAUAUUGGACAAAUAAUACCCAAAUCAAAGUUGUAGAUCCGUGAGUAUUAUUAUAAUUAUACAUUUCUGGUCUUUUACUCUUUUAGAAAUACAAUUUUAAAAUUAUUUUAUUUCAAUCAUAUUUUUUCUUGGAGCAUUGACAAUGUAUAUUUCAUAAACAUUGUAUUGUACAUUGAACAUUGAAUAAUGUUUAUAGGAUAUAGAUCAUAGAAAGAUAGAAUAUUUUUUUUUAUUUAUGUAAUACUAUUUUUAUAUUUUCUUAUUCUUUAUAAGGAUAUUGAUCUUUAUUUUUAACACUACUCAUAAAAUAGAAUACAUUAUCACAUUUUAUCUAAUUGAAUAUAAAAUGAAAUGCAUAUGCAUAAUAGUACACAUUGUAUAGUUUAAAAAUUAAUUAUAUAAUAAUAUUCAUCUAGACAAAAAUUAAAUUGUUUCUAUUUACUUAUUAUUAUUUUCCUGUAUUAUUUAUUAAUGUAUCCCUAAAAUUAUUGUCAAUAUCAAAUUAUCCAUUGAAUCAGCAACAACUAGUCGUAAACAAGAUCUGGGAGUUAUUUUCUCUUCUGACCUUAAUUUUUUUACAGUUACUUAAUCGAUUCGUCUAUUAUGAAUUAACCACCUAAUAUUUAAAUUUUUUAGAAUACAAUUGCAAUGUUCAAGAAAUGCUUUACCAAAUGAGAAAUUGGAAAAUAAUAAAUUCAUAAAUCUUGACAAAUAUAAUAAAAUUGCUCACAAGAAAAACAGUCUUUGUUUUAAUGGUAAUAAGUAAUAAACUAAUAACUAAUAAGCAAUACCUAUUCUAAAGGAUAUGAAUAUAUAAUAAUAAAACAUCUAGGUAUAUUUUAAACUUUUAUGGCACAUAUCUAUAGUAUAAAAGUAUACCAGGUGAUUUUUUUUUUAUUUUUAAACACUCAUUAUCUCAUGAAGUAUUAACUCUUUUUGGAAUCUGCUGUACAGAAAAUGUAAAAAAUAAGCAGUUCUACAAUUUUACAUUUAUAUUAUUUUUUAUCAGCCUAAUUUUUGGGAGUGAAACAAUUACCUACUUUUUAUUUUCAAAGGGCAACUUAUAUUAAACAUUCCAUAAUAAAUGGUAUUAGUAAAAAAGACGUCCUAGAAUAAUGAGGACGGGUGCAGCUACUGUUAUAGAUAACUUAAUGUAUACGUGUAAGCAACAAUAAACCAUUGCUUACAAAAAAACGAUUCUGAACGAGUGAAGUUUAGUUGAUAGUUAUGCUUUAUUAACAAUAUAUGUGUCAUUUUAUAGUAAAAUAAUUAAAUAGGUUUUAUAUAUUUUUUUUUUUAAUAAUAUUUGUUUAAUGUUGUACUGAUUUUCCCAGUUUUCAUACGUUUUUCCAGUGUUUUUUUAUCCGGGUUUUUAAAAUUUUAUGAGAAAACUCUUGAGGAAAUCGAAAAAUGACCUCCUUAAAGUACCUUCCCAUGCCAAUUUCCUUUCAGAUAGUGCUACACUUAGAAAUCCGAGUAAGUCUUCUGGUAGAAAAAGUAUUUACAGAUAAAAAAAAAAUAAGCUUUUCGCUCCACUUAGAACCUAAAAUAAAUUAUGGUACUGAAACUUUUGAUUUCCGUCAAUUUGUUGACGAGAUAUAUUCUACUUUUAAGUUUGGGUCGGGGGAGAGUAGUGGAGUAUCAUUUGUGUGACGGCAUGGUGCGCAACGUUAUAAUAAUACAAUACUACUCUUCCCUGAUCCAAACUUAAUUGUGGAAUAUCUCGUCAACAGAUUGACGAAAAUAAAAAAUGUUAUCACCAUAAUUUACUUUAGUUAAUACUUCAUUUAUUUAUGGAGUUUUUAAUAUAGGUUGUCCGUUGAAUACAAAAGUAGUUAGUGGUUUUACCCCCGAAAAUAAGGGUAAUAAAAUAUAACAUAAAAGUAAAAUUGUGAAAUUGCUUGGCUCUGAAAUGUUCUACAUAACAAAUUCCAAAAAAAGUUAAUAUUUUUCGAGAUAAUGAGUGCUUUACGAUGGAUAUAUUUUAUGCAAAUAAUCUUGAAAUUAAAUAUUGAAUUAUGAAAGUAUAAUAUUACUCAGACAGUGAAAAUAUAUCAUCUGAUGUGUUAGUUUUCCAAAAUAUAUGCAUUUUAUUUUAUUUUUCAAUAGAUCUGUUAUUAGAAAAUAAAGAAAAUGUCAAUCCAAAUAAAUUAGAGCGGUGAGUAUAUGAUGAUUAUUAGUUUUGAAUAGCAAUUAAAUUUUGAUUUUUAGUAAUAAUAUAUACUUUUAUUUACAACACAGACUAAAAAAACGCUCGUUACGUAUUUUAUCAAGUAAACUAUUUGGGAAACCAUCAACGCAGACAAUACACAAAUCUGAAGUUAAGAGCAAUCAUUCCAUUAAUGACAGUAAAAUGUCAAAUCAUAAUGUGUCUUCAAAGAGGUAUUUUUAUAAAACGAUUAUUAUUAUUUUAAUAUAUUUUUUAAUUAAUUAAAUAAAACUGGAGUUUAUAUAACUAUAUUUAUUUAAAUCAGCGUACUGCCAAAAGAAAAAUUGUCAGUGAAUGCAGUCAUCGAUGGCAAAUCCAGUAAAACUGCAACACAGUUUGAAGCUUCAAGAGAUUUCCUGGUAACGAAAUUUGAAUCUUCCACUCUAAAUAUUAUAGCACCUACUUCUGGUUCUACUUCUAACCUUACUUCUGGUCACUUAACUCGUCAAAUCGAAGCCAAUUUGAAAGUCACGUCCGAUUUUUAUGCCAGUCAUAAACAAUUUUCUGAAUUUGCCAACGAUAGUGGUAGCAGCAGCUGUGGAGAAAAUGUUCUUAAAUUCGUGUGCGAUUAUAGCUACGAACAGACAAAACCGGAUGCUGUUGGGCCUUUUACUGAAGCAUCUGGCUUGAUUGCGUAUCAUCACUGUCCCAGUGAUAAAGUUACCCUAGACAAGUUUUUCAGAGCAUCGAAAUAUUUACGGCGAUUUAAAGCCCCAAACACUGAUAAACUUGACUCGACUUACGACUCAAUGAAAAGUUGGAUGUGUGGGGAUGGCGAAAAAAGGAGUUCGAAUGCUGUCAAACGAAUCAAAUUUAUGCAUGAACCCCUAGAAACAAGUUUCGAAGACGUUCAUAAAUUAUUCGCCCAUCGUUUUACUAACCGUAGUGAGUAUCACCAAAUAUCUACAUACUUGUUAUAUUGAAUACACGUGUGUCUUUUAAUUGUUAUUGCAGUUAGAGGAUUAAGUUUCUAUAUGAUAAUAUUAUGUUUUAAGUUAUAUUACACGGCAAUAGUUAGAGGUGUCCUGUCACAAAGGUUUGGGUAUUAUUUUUAAUUGGUGACGAUGAAAAUAUUGUGUAAUACAAUACCCAUUCGGGUCGUUAAUUCUUAAGUAUAUUCGUGCUUAAAAUUGGAAAAUUAUCAAAAGACAUUUUUUAUACUAAGGUACCUAUAUUAAAACCAUGUUGUAGUCUUGCAUGUGUAUCUAUUGCGUGAUGUGCUAUGAAUAAUGUGUUGAAAUUUUAAAGAGACGGAUAUUUUUAGGACUAUAGGCAAUAUUAAAUAAUUAUAGUGUAUUAGAAAACAAAAUAUCGAAUCGUUCGAAUAAUAACAAAUCAUUUCUAUUUGUGUAAUUUAAUAUAGUGAAUACGCGUAUAUUUUCAUAACAUCAUUAGUCUACAGUUUAUACCACGGUAGACUGCAGUAAUGUUCUUGCGUCUGGAGUUCUAUAGAUGACGUAAUUUUUAAAACGUAUCGCUGCCGUAAGCCACUACGUGUCUACGUAAUUUUUGCCGGAGUUUAUUAUACAGAGAUUAAAAUAAUUUAUUGCCAAUAUCUUUGGUCGAUAGCAUCGCCGUAUCGAAUUGUUUUUAAUAUUUAUUUAGGUGCCUACAACAUUAUUAAUUCUGCCGAACAACCGAGUGUUUUAUAGUAUUAUUUUUAUUGGUUUUGACUAUUUUCUCACAUAAAAAUUGUUGAUCUUUUGGCCAGUGGUAUUUCAUAAUUAGUUGAUUAAUACCAAUAAAUGGUAAUUUUGGGGGAUGGCUGGAUUCAAUAACACUAAAAUAACAUGAAAUAAUCCACUAAAUGUCACAAUUAUAUCUUAUUUCUUAGUAUCAAUUUAAAAAUAAGUUUACAAAAUCCCCCUCCGAAAAAAGAUCUUAAACAAUAGUCCAAAAAUUCGUACUAUAUUUAGAUUCAGGGCACAGCGAGAAAUGUAUUGGUCUUGUUAUAAAUUUUCUGUCUUUAAACAACUUUUCUACUAUAAAUAUUUUAGUGUUUUUUUUCGGAGUACAUUGUAACAGUGGCGUAACUAAAACAUAAGCAACAAAGCAAAAUAGCCAAUUAGCAAAAAAAAAAAAAAUGUAAUUGUGUAUGUACACUACCUAACCAAAUGCCAUUUCAAUCCGAGGUCACUAAACAGAAAUAUUUUGUGUUAUCAUUUGAAUGAAACACACUAUAUAAUAUGUUUAUAUACCGAGUAAUCCUUUUAUCGUUAACAAUCAUUUAAUAGUCAUUAUCUUGGAAAGUAUUAACUUUUUUUGGAAUCUAUUUUAUUCCCUAAUAUCUAAUGGAAUACUCCAAUAAUGGCGGUAAAUGGUUAGAGAGAAAAUCCGAAAUCUCCUUCCAUUUAAUGUUCCAUCAUAAAAAUAGAGGCCUAUUAUGGAAUCUCCAAUUAAUCCACACCAUAUACAUUUGUUGGAUGGGGACAUAUAGACCGAUAGUUUGGCCGGAGCGUUCACCUGAUUUGAGGCCUCUAGAUUUUUUUCUUCAAGAACAUUUAAAAACUGUAGUUUAUACUGACUCACUGAUAAGUCUCCAGCAUUUAAAACAAAAAGGCUCUGAAGCAUGCAUACAACUGACAAACAAACAAAUCAUGGCAGCUACUUAAGAUGUAGUCAUACAACGUUUAGAAGCAUGUUUACAACAUAAUGGACAAAACUUUAAACAAUUUAUAAGAUAAUGAUAGCUGAUGAGUAUUUUAGAUUUUGAGAGGAGCAAAGAAGCUUAUGGUUUUACAAAGGUGUUUAUUUAAUUUGAUUUUUUUUUUUAUCUGUGAACAACUUUUCUACCAGAAAACAUGAUCAAAUAUAUAAGUAUAGCACUUUUUCUGAAGGAAAUUGGUGGAAGGGGGUUUUUUAGAGAGAUCGUUUAAUUGAUUUUCUCUGGAGUUUUCUCAUCAAAUUUAAAUAACUGAUAAUAGUCGUACUUAUUAUCUUAGUCUAACCAACGGAUAACAUAUCAAAGUUAUGUUACUUAGAAUUCAAAUUGUGGGGUAUUGGUUGAAAUUAGAAAUUUAUUUUUGUUAAUUACUAAUAACAAAAUGUAAAGAAAAUAUUUUCUCUAAAAAGUUAUAAUACAAAAAAGUAUUAUAGCUAUGUUAGUUUUUUGUUUUUUAAAUAGCUGCAACUUUUUUAAAAAAAACUUCAACUUCAUACAGUCUUCAAAAAUUGUUUUGUCUUUAUUUGUGUUUAAACUCUAAUUCCAACAUUAAAUGCCACAAUUUUUGUUCUAAAAAUGAUAGACUGAGACUGUAGAUAAUAGUAUGAUUUUAUUAAAUUGUUUAACUAAAAUAAAUGUAUGAUGGUUAAACAAUUAUUUGUAUAUUAUAUAUCUAUUUUAUGCUAUAUUAAGUACCUAUUAUUAGUUCUAUUUAAAGUUGAUUUUUAUAAAAGCCAUAAAAAAUUACCAACCAAUACCUAUAAUAAUGUUAUUUUAUUGGAUUUGUUCAAAAAAUAUUAAAAAAUAAUCUGUGUAUUUGUCUUCUCCAUUAAUAAAACCAAAUUCCAAUUACAUACAAUAGUGUUUGCAUAUCAAACCAAAAUAUAGAUUAAACCUUUAGCAAUAAUAUUGUAUACAUUAUAAUUUAUUUUUUGAUUCAUUUCAACCUUUUUUUUAAUUAUAUUAAUCUACUGUACCAAUAUAGAUGAAUAUAACAAAGAUGAUUCAGAAGUCUCCAGUGUUGCAACCAUUACUGCAAGACAAUACUUACGUUAUGAUUUACCCACGAGUACAAGUUAAAAAAAUAUGAAUGCAUAAAAACAAACAGCUAUGUUAUGUUGGUCUCAAAGACUCCAGUAUAAAAAGUAACCCAGUUAUUUUAAAAUAUAUUCUUAUAUUAUAUCUAUUUUUUAUUUAUUUAUUUUUAUAAUGACUAAGAAGUCCAG
This is a messenger RNA of Cinara cedri, 26214 nucleotides long. The record is from the annotation of a GenBank genome assembly. NCBI's taxonomy places the organism in Eukaryota, Metazoa, Arthropoda, Insecta, Hemiptera, Aphididae.